This is a messenger RNA of Didymodactylos carnosus, 2373 nucleotides long. The record is from the annotation of a GenBank genome assembly. NCBI's taxonomy places the organism in Eukaryota, Metazoa, Rotifera, Eurotatoria, Philodinida, Philodinidae.
AUGAUCAUGACCAAUUAUGUAAAUAUUCUACGGUAUUUAUUAUUACUUCAAAUUGGAUCAAUUGCAAUACAAGACGAUCAAUUUUUGACGAAAGAAUGCAAUAAAUUAAAAUGUGACAAUAGCACGGAAUAUUGCAGGGUGAAAACGGACUGUUAUGAAGUCAAUUCAAAUUGCGUUUACUGUGAAAAACGAACUAACGAUAUUGAACAUUUGAGUUCGUCAAAUAAUCAACAACAAGAGCCAUCACCAAUUGCAAAUCGUUUAUUGGCUAAAUCUCGUACAAAACUUCUCGCUGAUAAUAGAAAUCCAAUUUCAUCGGCAACAAUAAAAACAACAACCAAAGUAUCACAGGAAUACGAAGAUGAAUAUUUGACAUAUGACGAUCAAGAAGAUGAUGAGUUUGGAGAAGAAGACGAUUAUCUAGAUGAUUAUAACAUCAAUAUAGAAACGAGCUUAGAUAACAAUUUACCGUUAAUACCAGUAAAAAAACCAGGCGUAUGCCCAAAAGUUGAUAAAACAAUAAAACUAAACAACCGAGAUAGUUGCAAAUCAUUUGCUGAAUGUCGUUUUGAUACAGAUUGUUCAGCUGAGUUAAAAUGCUGUGAAAACAAUUGUGGUACACGAAGCUGUCUCACACCAACAGAAACUAAAACUGCUUCAGUUUGUUCUCAAUCGCUCAAUUGCUCGUUAAAUUGUUCACUUGGCUAUCAGACAGAUAGAGAUGGAUGUUUAAUUUGUGAAUGUCAAUCGUGUCCACCGAUGAUCGGAUGCAAUAAAAAUUGUCCACAAGGUUAUUUGAAAGAUUUAUUUGGUUGCAGUAUAUGUGAAUGUUCAGAUCAAUGUCCAAAUUUUGUGUGUAAUCUUGAUUGUUCAAAUGGUGGUUUUGAACAAUCAGAUACCGGUUGUCCGCUAUGUCGAUGUAAUCAAAUAGAUUAUACACAGUGUCAGCAAGAUGUACAUUGUCCACCAGGUUUUAAAUGUGUAAAUGAAAGAAGCCCACAAUGUUUUGCCAUUGAUGGUUUCAAAUGUCCAAUUAUACAGACUUGUAAAGCAAUUCAAGCUGUUUCAUGCGUUGAUAUUCGUAAAAAGUGUUCUAUAAAAUGUCUAAAUGAUAAAUAUCAAUUGGAUAACAAUGGAUGCGAAGUGUGUGCAUGUCCAAUGCCUAUACGUCCAUCUGAAUGUCCACAAGUCAAAUGUCGUUCAACAUGCGAAAGUGGUUAUGAAUAUGAUAAUGACGGUUGUCAAACGUGUCGAUGUGCCACAGAUAUUUUAAUACCAAAAUUACCAGAACCAUGGCCAAAUAAUGACAAUAAAAAAGAUGAGAUUGAAUGUUCAAAAAUUCAAUGUCGUAUGCACUGUCAACAUGGAUUUAAAAAGAAUGAAUAUGGGUGUGAAAUUUGUUUAUGUAAUGAUGCACCACAACUAACUCAACAAUGUCCGAUGGUUGCUUGUAACACACAAUGUUCAAAUGGUUACAAAAAAGAUUCAAACGGUUGCGUAACAUGUACAUGUAAUGAUCAAAAAACAGAUAUUGAAACAUUUGAUGAUCCUUGCCCACCGUUACAAUGUAAUCAAAAUUGUAAAUAUGGUUAUGAACGUGAUACAUUUGGAUGCCAAUUAUGUUCAUGUAACAAAUGUCCAUUGCAUACCUGUCGAAUGUUUUGUCCAUAUGGUUUUAAGAAAAAUGAAGAUGGCUGUGAUAAAUGUGAUUGUGAUUGGACACCAAUUAUAGAUCAAAUUCCAUGUAGUUUGAGAGAUCCUUGUGGACCGAACUAUGUAUGCAAUUUAGAUCUUUUAACGUGUGAAGCAGUAUCAAGUGAUAAGAUAAAUUAUUUUGUUUACAAUUUUGAAGUAAAAACAUUUUUUAACGAUAAAUCAUUCUUAAAUACGUUUAAGAAUGGCUUUAUUCAAAAUGUCGCUUCAAAAUAUGAAUUGAUGCCACCUCAAAUUCUUGUCACAAGGGUUGAGACGGAUGGUCAGACUGAAUUUCAAGUCAUGCCCUAUUUUCAAGAAGACAAGGAUGAUUUUCAAAAGAAAAUGGAUCAAAUCGAUGCCGAUAUGCAAAAUCAAGCAUUUCAAAGCGUUUUACCAUCAGUUGCCAAUAAUAAUAAAUGGCAACGACCGGGUAUUCCUCGUCCAUAUAGCUCGUUAUGGCAACGAAAUCGUCUAAUAAUUAUACUGACUGGACUUCUACUAACAUUGGUGGCAUUAAUAGUCGUUACGGUAUUUUUCAUCGUGUUUCGACAUCGCUUACGACACACUGUUCGAUCAGAGCAUGAUCAAUUUGCAGUUCAUGCACCAGAUGGUACGGCCUAUGUUGUUGUUGAAAGUGAAGAUAUACAAGCACCAUCUGAUAAACGUGCACUCGUCUAA